Messenger RNA from Raphanus sativus (radish), 1665 nucleotides. Its product is annotated as lysM domain receptor-like kinase 3. NCBI's taxonomy places the organism in Eukaryota, Viridiplantae, Streptophyta, Magnoliopsida, Brassicales, Brassicaceae. Gene Ontology annotation, biological process: protein phosphorylation. Gene Ontology annotation, molecular function: protein kinase activity; ATP binding. Bases 194 to 1498 code for a protein of 434 amino acids. The record is from RefSeq and is a predicted model, not a curated record. The transcript has a single exon.
UAUAAAUUGCUAACACACAGAGAUGAAAAAGAGAGGGGAAAAACGACAGAAAGAGCGAAGACUUUCCUUCUUUUCGUCGCUAUAGUGCGCCUGUCGCCGUUUCCACACUUACUAUACUGCGCAUGUCUCUGUGUCCAUACCUACUAUAUUGCGCCUAUCUCUGUCUUGGCGAUCGCUUCGCCGUCUAAAUCUAAUGUCCGAUUUUGUACGUCUCCUUCACACGUUUAAACAAGACCUCGUCUCUAUGUGCAAAUCCAAAAUGGGCGUCAAUGCUUCCGAGCCAACCCGAUCACGAUCACGCCCAAGCCAAUCUCAGGGAAGUCACCACCACUCGUCAAGAAGAUCUCCGUCAACAACAAGCACAACAGGAACUAGCUCGAGCUCUAACUCUAACAAAACCGCCGCUUCCUCCUCCUCCUCAGCCGCGAGUCGAACAUCCCUCGCUAGUCUCCGCGAAUCCUUACCGGAGAACCCCCACAUCUACGACGUCUCCGAGAUUCGCGCCGCCACCAACAACUUCCUCGCAAACCGCUUAUCCUCCUCCUCCUCCUCCUCUUCCUCCAAAGCCUCGUGGCGAUGCAAUUUGCGCGGGAAAGAGGUGGUCGUCUUCCAGAGAAAGUUCAGGCGGAGAAUCGCCAAAGACGAGCUCAGAGAUCGCCUCUCCGAUAUCUGCCGGAGCCACCACGGGAGCAUCGUCAACCUGCUCGGCGCUUCCGUCUCCGGAGGAAGCGAUCACAUCUACCUAGUCUACGAGUACGUCAACGGAGCCUCCCUCGCUGAUUGUUUGAGAAACCAAAAAAACCCUAAUUUCACCGUGCUGUCGAGUUGGGCCUCGAGGAUCCAAAUCGCGACUGAUCUGGCCCACGGGCUUGACUACAUCCACAACAAGACGGGAUUAAAGAUGGAGAAUCUCGUUCAUAACCACAUCAAGAGCUCGGCGAUGAUCGUUACGGAGCCGGACUACAACGCAAGGAUCUGCCACUUCGGGACCGCGCAGCUGUGCGGGGAGACGAACGAAACGGAGACGACGACGGAGAGAGUCGGAUCGAUGAGGUUCGAAGGAGUGAGAGGAUACAUGUCGCCGGAGUUUCAGGCCACCGGGGUCGCCACUCGGGAAUCCGACGUGUUCGCGUUCGGUGUCGUGAUGCUCGAGCUUCUCUCCGGGGAGGAGCCGCUGAAGUAUCGGUACGAUAAAGCCACCGGAGAUUUUGAGCGGACUUCGGUGAUCGAAACCGCGAAAGCGGUGGUGAUCGACGGAGGAGAUACGGAGGGGAGGUUGAGGAGAUGGAUUGAUCGGAGACUAGGGGAUUCGUUUCCGGUGACGGUGGUGGAGAAGCUGACGCGGCUGGCGUUGGAAUGCGUGGUGGAGGAUCCGGUGAAUCGGCCGGAGAUGGGAAGAGUCGCCGGGAAGAUAUCGCAGCUGUAUUUAGAAUCGGAGAAGUGGGCGACGAACAUGAAACGGCCAACGGAUAUAACCGUCUCCUACGCUCCCAGAUGAGGAAAUGAAAUGAAAUCUCAAUUCUUUAUUUUAUUUUAUUUAUUUAUCGUUUUCUUUCGUAAUUUGUACAUUCAUAGUUUCAGACAAUUGAAGAUUUGAUUUGGUCAUGUGGGACAUGAAAACUAUAUGAUAUGAGGAAUGCUAAGAACUUAAUUUAAUUCAUAUCU